This is a messenger RNA of Tachysurus vachellii, 3220 nucleotides long. It is a transcript of the gene fam131ba, whose product is annotated as family with sequence similarity 131 member Ba. NCBI's taxonomy places the organism in Eukaryota, Metazoa, Chordata, Actinopteri, Siluriformes, Bagridae. The coding region runs from base 125 to 1576 and encodes 483 amino acids. The record is from RefSeq and is a predicted model, not a curated record. The transcript has 10 exons.
AGAGAGAGAGAGAGAGGGGGGACACAGAGAAGAGGACAACAGAGACACCGGGAGAAGAAAGAGAGCGAUGUCUGCUGAAAAGGCACCUCUUUCUCAGUCACUUGCCGGCCCUCACUAAGACACCAUGGGCUGUAUUGGCUCCCGCACUAUCACGGCAGAUGCAGUUCCUGUCAAGAAAGACGGAGAUCAGACAUCCAGCACUGUGGACGAUCCUCACACGGCUCCCACAGACUAUUUGCCCCUCUACCAUCCAGCAGAAGGUUUCCCAGUACACACUGAAGGACUGUCAGACUGGCAUGGACGGGCAGAGUUUUCAUGGGAAGGAAUCAAUCUGUCUAUGGAGGAUACCACCUCCAUCUUGCCUCGUCUCAAAAGGAACUCCAACGCCUAUGGGAUUGGAGCUCUGGCUAAGUCCUCUCUGACAGGUGUGUCAGGUGUGACCAGGUCCAUGAAAGACAAGGUAACUAAACCUACAGCUAUGGCUCAAGGCCGUGUAGCCCACAUGAUUGAGUGGCAGAGUUGGGGCAAACCAUCUGCUGGGCCAAUAGGGGGAGCAGGUCGUUCCAACCUGCACCGCGAGAGGGAAAGAAGACUCGAGAAUGACGCCUACAGCGACCUGAGCGAUGGGGAGAAGGAAGCACGAAUGGCUGCUGGAGUGAUGCAGCAGUUUGCGAUCUCUGAGGCCACAUUGCUGGCAUGGAAUUCUAUGGAUGGGGAAAGUUUCUGUGUUGACUCCAACCAGGGCAGUGUAGCACACCUCAGUGAAGUUAAUCAGGAGAGCAUUACCAGCAGAGAUCAGCCUUUGCAUCAUUCGUCUGCAGAAGUGUGGCCUCACACCUACGUGUCCCAGGGUCUGUACUGCCUUUCAUCCUCUGAUGCCUGGGAGCCAAUCAGCAAUGAGCUGUCAGGCAUGGCUUCUCCUGCUGCUGGCUCCUACUUAGCCAGUGGGGCUUCAGGAGAAGGUUAUGAUUGUUCCACUCACUAUCUGUCCCAGCAGCACCUUACACUUCAGCAGCAGAGCCACUUACAGCAGCUUCAGAUGCAGCAGUACCAGCAGCAGCAACUCAUGCAGUACCAGCAACAGUCACUGGAACAUCGGCUACACAGCACCUCCCAUUCUUUGCAGGCGACACCCAAUAGCACCAUUCAUAGCUUGGGUCCACCGACUCAUCCACGAUUGGCUGAUUUAUGGGCAGCAGCACAAGUGGAGCCACAUCAGAUGGAAAUAAUGGGACACAUGAGCAUAACUUUGGCCGAAAUGGACACGCCGGAAUCAUACGGCGAGGAAUUAGUUACAGAAAAUGAGUGCAUCCCUGAGCAGCAAGAAGAAGAGGACGCGAAGGAGGAUGACAUCACAUUAACGCUGGAACCUGAGUCCACGCCCAUGAUGCCGGUUAUGACCACACAGCCUCAUAGAGAGGGUCCGAUGCCUGGCGGCGUGAGUCCAUCAAUGUCACACGCAGAGCCAAUGCCUGAGCACAUGGCCUUCGAGGUCACAUCCUGUAUCAUCCAGUCCCUAGAAGAGAAAGAAGAGGAGGUGGAGGAAGGGGCUGUGGUUGUUGUGGCAACCAAUUAAUUUUCAUUUUUUUUCCCCCAAGAGGAUAACUGAAAGAAACUUUUCAAAAAUGGAACUGUCUUUACUGAAAUAAUUAACUAAUUAUGCUAAUGUAUAACCAACCACACCCAAGGUGUAUGUUGUCAUUUUUUGUCUGUCAGACAGUGGAGGACUCCGAACAGUGAGAUGCACUGACUUAUAUGUUCAUCAAGAGUGAUAAAGGAAAAAUUGCAUUCUUUAAAUGCAGGGACACACUAACAGAGAUGGUAAGAGUGGAGAUGUAGAGAUGAUUCCAUGUUAUUUGUUCACCAGUGGAGGAGAAACUCAAGAAAACAGUGCAAUACUAACAUACCAAGACAACCAAAAGAAAGUGCAUGCAUUCUGAAUAUUUAAGUGACUGAAUUACAAGUAUACAUAUAGUAAUAACUGAAAUUGAUUUUUGUAAUAAAAUGAAAAGCCAACAAAAUAUUAUCUAUUUCUAUGUACAUAUAAUAUGUAUGUUUCUAUGUAUGUAUGUAUGUGUGUAUGUGUGUGUGUGUGUGUAUGUUGGUAUGACUGUAUGACUGCAUGUACGUAUGUAUAAAGCUAUAUUCUCAAAAACCAUUAUCACCAUUUGGCAAUAACGUUGUGUGACGCGUCUCAUAUGUAUUUAAAUUACAGCAGACUCACACACACUCACACACUCUUCAUAUACACAAGCACAAUACUGCCCAGUGCUGUACUGUUCAUCACAAAUACAUAUAAGACUUAUGCACUAUCAUAAAUAUAAAAGAAUGUAUGGUAUGGUUUUGGUUGGUGACUACAUUUUUGUCCCAUCAAGUUUUUGUUCAUUUUUUUAUUUGUUUGUUUGUUUGUUUGUUUGUUUGUUUAUUUAUUUAAAAUAGGCCGAAUAUUAAUAAUCACAAUUAUUUAACUAGACAAUUAAAACCUGAAGACCAGCUUCAGCUUCAAUCACUCACCAGUCUCAAUAUAAAACCUGCAGAACAAGUGAUUCAUUAGACCUGAAUGGUGUAACGGAAGACUGAACGCAAUCAUGUGUGGAAACAUAACCAAAAGCUGCUUAUAACCAACAGAGAAACACCAUCUUAGAUGUGAAGCAGCUAAAAUAAGCACAAUGUUGCAGCAAAGUCAGUUUACCAAUUAACUCAUAAAGAAAAUUAAAUACUGAUAAAUUCUGUUAACUACAUUGUGCAUUAUUUUAUUGUCAUAUUGACCGACCGUAUGACUGUGGACAUAAUGGAAGAAACUAAAGGAAAGAAGGUGCUAUUAAUGAACUGAUUGUAGGCUUUGAUCUAAUUAUUAGAAGAGUUUGCUGUUUACUCUGUGGACGUGAAUGAGAGAAGAUCACUAGAAAAUAAGUGUGGAGAAUGGAUUCAUAAAAUAAUCUUUCACUGAUGCAGGGGUAAUCCUGUUAAAGUAGAAUUCUGUGACGAAGCGGUGUUUAUUUUCUGGUGAUAAAUUCCAUUAUGCAACUUAAACAAUGUUUAUUCAUUAAUUAAUUUAUUUAAAAUGACUACUUCAUUAUACAAAAUAGAAAUGAGUAGAAGGUGGAUAAAAGGCUUUAUGAGGAUGGUAUUAUUGUGUAGAGAAGGGAAAGGUAUCAUAUAUGCAUUUUUAUUAACUUUUACCUUUUAUUACAUGGGAAAAAGUCAACAUUAGUGACAA